AUGCUUCCACCCUCUGUCCAUAGUCAGUAUGUCCGGUACAAGGAGAACACCACCUCCUUUGUCAACUGGCUUUUCGGACAGGCCAAGAAGGUCAUGAAAGCCGGAUCCCUUCCUUCCCAGUCCGCAGACCUAUCCUCCCAGCAUCUGCUCCCGAUGGCCCAAGCCUGCAAGAAGGCUUCCAUCAUUAUGCCUGCCAUGCAGCGCUCUUUCCUCGAACGAGCAGUCAGCCUUCGUCGCAAAGUCGGAGCACACUACGUUGCGGGUGGCUCGGCGGCUACCUCUGACGCCGACGACAGCCAUCGAUUCUUCACUGACUGUCUUCAACGCAUUCUCGACCUCUUUCCGGCACCUACGCCUGUCGCUCGUCCCGCUACCGACUCGGCGCCCAUCCCUGAUAUGGACGAAAGCUUCAUCAACCAGUUCAGCGUUCUCGAUGUCGAAGGACACGAUGACAUUCAUCCCGAAUCACUUGUCAAUGAGCCUGCCGAUGAGUGCCCCUCGCCUCCUCCGACACAGAGGCCUGCUGCUCGCGUGAGCAACCAGCUGCUCGACCUAGUCGACGAUCCCCGAAUCGAACUCUGGUGCUUGCUGAUUGAAAUUCGUGACAUCCGGCGCUACGUCAAGAGCAUCUGGUCGGAAUAUGUCGCUGGCAAGGUCGAUCUCGUCACCGCCAGCCUCGUCACGGAAGCAGCCUUCGAGUCCAUGGAGAUCAUGAACGAGAAUUUCUGCCAGCAGCACAGCCACCUCAACGGUCUGCGCCAGAUGAUCGGUUGCAUCACCAGUGGCUGGAAGUCGAAAUGGCCCCCACACCUUGUCGACAUCCGCUUGCUGAGAGAGGGGUUCUUCGUUGAGGCCAAGGACUCCAAUGGCAGGCGCUACAUGCUUCGCCUCGACAACACCCCAUUCAUCGACGAGGUGAUGGACUUGAUGCUCGCUCCGGAGUACAACAUGCUUCUUGAAUUGGCCAGAGACGACACCAGCCACCCCUGUAGUAAGCGGCGGUCUGCGUGUGACCUCGACUACCAACGCCUCCGACGGCUGGAGGCGGGUUCGAUGUGCCAUGAACAGUUCGGACACGUGUGGCGAGCGGAUCGCUUGAUGCGGUCCCUGGGGCAUGGACAGCGCGAAAAGCGCAUCCAUCUGAACGUGGCAGCCAUGGUCAAUGUCUACUUGGAUCUGAUGCGCAUGCCCGGGCUGCUCAAGAUGGUCGAAGAGGACUACGACCGCUUCGCAAAGAGGUACCCCCAAGACUACUACGGCAUCGACACGGGAGACUCUGAGUACCAAAUGUGGAACAAGCGCAACCUCGUCAAGUUCUUGGCCUGGAUGGACCCGGAUAACAACUUCGAGGGCAAGGAAUACUUCAAGAUCAACCCCAUGUUUGCCGGCCUCACCGUCUUCUUCUGCUGGGAACGAACACUCAACGCAUUGGUACAGACCGUGACCAACGGCUGGGCUUUGAUGCCGAUGGCCCACGCCUACAACUACGGACGCGUGGUGGGCACCAAGGUAGGGAAGUGGGAUGACAUGGAGACCAUCAUUACAAUGCAGGGACAGGAGAUCUUCACGUCUCAGCGGCCUACCGAUGGCCCGCAGUGCGAGACCCGGUACUGGCUGGCGAUGGGCGGGAAGCCUGGCCACAUCACCCAGCUGAGGAAGCAGAAGGCAUUCAUUUAUGACGAGAUGAAGGCUCUAUCGUUUCCUCGUCCGAUCGCCAGUUGCAAGGAGCUCCGAGAUGGCAAUCCCAUCGAGAACGAUCGUAUGAUACGAUUCCUCGCCCGGAGGAACAAACUCGGCUACCGACGAGAGCUCCAUCCGACUCCUAUCCUGUUCGGCGUCUUUGUCAACAACGAUCUCGCCCUCAAGCGCUUCACGAUCAACGACGGCAUUCUCCCUCCCAAGGUUGAAAAGCACGUCAAGAGCUGCCUCGAAGAUCUCGGAAAGCCGGCGCAGCAGAAGCUAUCGGUCCCGCAGUUCCUCGAUGGCCUGCUGGCAGUCGCCUGGUGCGAGAUUCCCAACAUCUUUUUCAACUACUUUGACUUCAACAGGUCUUGCCUCGACGCCCACGUCGCGCUCCACUAUAAGGUGACGGAUGACAUUCCUCACAAAUACGACGACCUCGACAAGAUCGAUUUAUUCUACAACGACGCCCUUCGCGAGUCGAUGGUGAAGAUGGCUGCCGAAAGCGGCGACGUGCAUCACCCUACGCAUUUCGCUGAGGACUGGAGGAAGUUUUGCAGGCUAGUCCGCUCUUUGGAGAUGAGAAUAUUCCCCCGAACGGAGUACGGCUGGGAGGAGAAGUACAAGGCUGCUAUCAAGGGCCGCAUGAGUGACUGGUUCAAAUGA
This is a messenger RNA of Colletotrichum chrysophilum, 2346 nucleotides long. RefSeq lists its product as uncharacterized. Bases 1 to 2346 code for a protein of 781 amino acids. The transcript is spliced from 2 exons. NCBI's taxonomy places the organism in Eukaryota, Fungi, Ascomycota, Sordariomycetes, Glomerellales, Glomerellaceae. The record is from RefSeq and is a predicted model, not a curated record.